GCAACCGCGCGUGCCUUCAAAAAAUCCCACAAAAAAAAAACACAGAAGUACGACCAAACUUCGAAUAAAGCCUAUUGGAAAGUUCAAUCAAAUCUCGCCGAGAAAUGAAGCUGCAACGUCUCUUGCUCACAGCUGUGCUGAUCCUCUGCCUCAUCCUGGCGCAGAACGACCGGACCACGGAGGCCCGCCGCCUGAUCUUCUUCAAUCCGCACAGCCGCACCCUCCACAGCCAGCUGCUCGUCUCGCGGAAACUUCCGCGGCCUUGUCCCGCCGGCAAGAUGCGGGACCACCGGGACCGCUGUCGCCGAGCACUGAUCUUUGGCCGCAGCACCUGAGAGGGAGGACCCCAACGCCAACCACAAAAUCUCCUUGUCUAUUGUUAUUAAUUUAAACUUUUUUUUGAGUUAUUUGUAAGCUAAUUUAUUGCCCCCGCUCUUAGAAGUAGUUGCAUAGGUUUAUUCCGGUAUUUAUUACGUUAUUUAUUCGUAGCUGGUUACGAAAUAGUCGCUAAAUAUACACACGUACGUACAUUCAACGCACAAUAAACUAAAAUCGAGGUAAAGAUACGACACGAUACGAGUACAUUGUGUGGAAAUUUUAGAGCCUCCAUUAAAUGGAAUCAUCAUUAUCAAUCGCUAAAAGAUAGCUUAAUUUGUACUGCAUGUUAAAUGAAAUUAAAAACUAAACCACAACUAAGGAAUCAUCUUUGAAUCAAAAGCAUGAAAGCUCAAUAAGAGGACUUUCCUUGACUGUAGUUCGCUUUUGUAUACAUAUACAUACAUAAGUAUAGGGAAAGUGAUAAUGUCUUAGAGUUUUAGAAGAAUUUAGAGGAAUGAAAUCCAAAUCUUAUUUUGUGGUAAUUUAAUAUUAAUUUCAUUUUGGUGUACAUUCUACACAACUCAUGGAGCUUGCCACCGAUCAAGAUCUCAUGGCGAACUCAGAGGCAUCCCUCUCUCCCUCGGCUUGUUGGGUAAGUCCCGCACGUCUGUGUGGUGUGUGUGCUGUCCCAGUGCCCAGUCCCAUAGUGUACAUUGUGUGAGCCA
This is a messenger RNA of Drosophila persimilis, 1043 nucleotides long. RefSeq lists its product as uncharacterized. The record is from RefSeq and is a predicted model, not a curated record. Lineage: Eukaryota; Metazoa; Arthropoda; Insecta; Diptera; Drosophilidae. The transcript has a single exon. The coding region runs from base 105 to 335 and encodes 76 amino acids.